Lottia gigantea (owl limpet) is the source of this 4071-nucleotide messenger RNA. RefSeq lists its product as hypothetical. The coding region runs from base 1 to 4071 and encodes 1356 amino acids. The record is from RefSeq and is a predicted model, not a curated record. The transcript has 14 exons. NCBI's taxonomy places the organism in Eukaryota, Metazoa, Mollusca, Gastropoda, Lottiidae.
AUGGAUCCCAAUCAUUGGGCUAAUUAUAAUGCUGGAUAUGGACGUCUGGGACCCAGUGGGAUCCCGACCUCUCAUCCUGGACUCAAUUUUCCUAUUCUAGACCAAGCCACUAUAACAUCAGGGCUAGGAUUAACAGCUGGAAUACCGGCCCAUUCUGGAUUAUCUUCACGGUCAUUGGCAGGAUUACCAGGACCGUACCAUGGACACCCUGUGCAUAAUACAGUUCCCCAAUUUUUCGACCCCAUGAAUACUUUACAAGCUGCUAAUUUUACUGGACAAUCUCCAUAUAAGCCUAUCACGUCAGCAUCUGGACCUUUUGCGUUUGAAAGUCCAGGAGUUGGAUACACUGGAUCGCGAUAUUCAGCUGGUACACCUACAACCUCAUCUUCUGGAUUGCCCAAUGCUAGUAGUAAAUCAUCAUAUUUUCCAAGUGAAAAGGAACAGAUUGCAUCGUUUGCAUCUUCUCAGGCAGUUCAGGAUGCCCUGGAAUCCAAAUGGGGAUUGUCUAAUUUUGUGCCCUUCACUGAUCUCUCGCCCCCAUUUUCAGCAGCCCAAUCGUCACAGCCUGCUCCACCUCCUGCUCACAGUUCUGGUUCCAGCAACAGAUCAGCCAGCUCAAGGAAUCCAUUUCCUCAAGAUGAUUUCUUUUCCCCAAAAUCUACGAAAACCACAGUGUCAAGUCACUCCCAAUCUUCUUCAUCAUCAUACAUUUCAACCAGUAAUCCACGAUCUCGAAGUCAAGAAGUCGAGGACCUAUCAUCCCAUUCUACGCCCAUUUAUGGUUCUACAGGGUAUUCCAACAUAUCUUCUAACAACUACUCAUCUCAUCUGCAACCUGACAUGAACUAUGAUCCUGUCAGCCCAGUAACCCCUGUCAGUCAUUCUCCACCUCAUCAGUCAUCUGGACUCUUCAACACAGUGUCCUUAUCAGACUUGAAAAGCAUUGGAUCAGCUUUGGACAAAUCUCGAUCAUCAAGUCGGAAAGAUUUGAUGAUGAACGAGCAAGCCAUUGAGAAACUCAACAAAAGAAUGGCUAAAGAAUCCAGCUUGAUUCAGCAUAUCAAUUCUAGAAAUGAUCGCCCUGUUGUCAACAGCCCGCUACCCAAUAUGGGUUCAAUACCAAAUAUACCAAUGCAGAAGUCUUCAAACAUCCAGAAUGGGAAAUCCAAUCCGAGUCCAAUGCAGCAGUCACCUAUCAGUGUUGGGAGUCCACAAGCUCCUAUUUCAAUGAAUAGUCCACAGACCUCUAUCCCUAGUACAACUUACACGCCAACACCAAAUCCAAUUCAAGCAGUACCAGAUUCAACCACUAAGCCAAAAAGUCGCAAACCAAAAAAGAAGAAAAUCGAGUCAACACCUCAAUACAUGCCUCAAGAGCAGUUUGCAUCAUCAAUGAAUCGCAGCACACCUGGUAACCUUAAUCAGCCUCAAUUUCCCCAACCUCCAAAUUCACGGAGUAACAACGACACUCCUUUAUCACCAAUACGACCAAUGCCAGGAAUUCUGGGAUCACCCCUUGGAGAAGAGUUAUCUUCGAUGCACAGGAUACCUAGUAUUUUGGAGGACGCAAUGAGUCGGCAUAAUUCAAUGUCAUCAGUUCAAGACAGUUCCCAUAAUACAAUGCAUACAUCUUCAGCUCCCGAGCAAAUUCAGAAUAUUUCGACACAUUCAAGUCAUCCUGGAGUUUCUCCAUUACUCAAUUCUACUCCCCAAUCACAUCUACCUGUCAAUCAAAUGAUGGAAGCCAACAUGCUGUCACGUCAGGCACAUGAAGUGAGUCAGAGGAUGUUCCGAGGAGAUCCUGCUUCUAUGAUGGCCGGCUCUGGAAUGUUUUCUGAGAAUGAGCUGUCAAAUAAUCAGAAUCAGUUUGAUGUGAAUGGUUACAGUGGCUCCACCUUCCUGGACGACCUGAAUAGUCAUGCAGAACCAGAUAUUGAAAAUUUUACUAGUGGAAUGGCUGUAGAUCGUGAGAAUUACAUGCUGGACAUUUCUGGAUUUACUGGUGGCCAUUAUGGCAUGCAUCCUGGUAUGACUGCAGUGGAAGUAGCAAAUCAGAUGCAUCUUGGAACUAUUGACCAAUCGACAUUCACCUCUCUUCUUGAACAAGAUAUGUCCAAGAAGUAUCGUUCACAAGAAUCAAAGUUAACCUGUACAAUACCUGUAGAGAUGGAUGAUGAGUUGGCAUGCUUUUCUCGUCCUCCGCCAACAACCCAACCCAAUCCGACCCCAGUUCAAACAAAACCUAAAGUGUCGCGACCUCAAAAUGCCUUCAAUGAAUCGUUCAUAAACUUUGUAAAAGGUAAAAAACCAGAAACUCUGUCCAGUGUGAACAAUGCUCCCCAUAAAAAACCGCAAUUACCAAAAUAUAUUCCGGAACCGCCAAGGCCUAAAGUUGUGAGAAAACCAGAACCGAAGGUAUCGUCACGUGUCUCUUUCUCUGAGGACGAUGACAGUGAUUCAAAAAUGUCCAAAGUUGUCGAUGAUCUCUUAAGUGAUAGUGAAAACGAUUCUACUUUUAGUGCUGAAUAUACUGUGAAAAAACAAAAACAAAGUACGAAAAAGGUACCACCUUUAGUGAUCAAAAAGAAAUUAAUUCAAACCCUCCCCUCUAAAACUUCGAAGCCCCCCAAACCUAAGAAACGUAGUUUUGGUAAAGACUAUAGUGUUGCUGUGGAUCCGUAUGCCCCAGUUGAUGUGGAAGUUGAUACACCAAGAACAUUAAUCUCCAGAAAAGCUAAAGACAAGGCGAUUGAGAAGAAUUCUACAAAAAAGAAAGGAACAGAUGAUACAAGUGUAUCAGGAGAUUCAGAACCAGAAUAUGUGCCUUUUGCUAAAAAAGGUCGAGCAAUGCCAACUGUUGAUUAUGAUUCUGAUGCUGAUCCUGCCUGGACACCUUUUGCUCUGGAUUUAAAAGAUCAGAGUGAAGAUUUGGGUGAGAUUAAACCAAGAAAGAAACGUGAUAGACAGAGAAGUGGUAGUGGUCGCAGUAAACAGAGAAGUUCAUCACAUAAGAGCCGUAAGAAACAUGAUUCAUCCUAUUCAAGUGACAGUUUCCAGGAAGCUCCCACAAUUCCUUCAAGGUCAGACCAAGGUCAUAAAUCAAAACCACCAAUCAAAUCACAAUCAAGUAAAAGUAACUCUAGGGUACCAGAUGAGAAUGCUACAGAAAGUGAGGAGGAAUGUUUUCAGGUUGGAAGAUUUAUCAUUGAGAAAAAAGAUUUGAAUAAUUAUGAAACAUAUCCAAUAUGGAGGAUAGAACAGGGUGGAAUGAUACAUAAGUUUGAAAAUUUCCCAGAAGAUGGCACAAUACGACAUAAAUCAGAAUAUACAUAUACAAGAUGGAUGCCUAUCAUGAAGAACCAGUUUAUACCAAUUCGUGUUAAAGUGAUAACAGAGAAAAGUGAUAAAACAGUGGUAGAAGUUUUAGAUGAAUAUAAACCAACACCACCCUCUGAUGGCAGUUUAGAGAAUAUGUAUGAAGAAGACCCACUAGUUGAUUCAUUCAAUGUUUAUUUACAAAUAUUUCUCAGUCAGGCUCUUGAACCCAGUUUCUUACGAGCCAUCAAAGAUUCUAAAGAACAUUUUUACCUGGGACCUUUAGAUACAGUUGAUAAACUUAUAGAUAGAAAACUGGAAGAGAUUGAUAAAAAAAUUAAAUGGAAACCAGAUUUUAAGGACUGUUUAAAAUCCAGACCGUCUAUAAAAGAACGAGAUCGUCCCAAUUUAAAACAAUCUUGUCAGGCAUGUGAGAAUUCUAAUCCCCCUACAGUCAAAUCACUUCAUUUGCAAGGACAGCCCUAUGAUAGAUUCUUACUCAAAUCUAUACCAGAAAACACAGAAGCUUCUAAUGUAUUUAUGAUUGGUAAAUUGGCCUCCCAAUAUGCUGGAUUAUACCAUAGCCUCUACCAUUUUAAAUAUCUUCUUUACCAAAGGUGCCUAGCAAAGAUUCGAAUAAUUCGUGAAGGAGAACCUAAUAUUAGUAAUGAACAUAUAUUAGAUCAAUGUUUACAAAAUAGAGCUUGGGUUUUAAAAAUAUUUCAAGAUUUAAAAGAAUUGUUGGAAAAAGGAUGA